AUGGAAAGGGAAGAACAAGCUCAAGCGAAAGGGAGUGAGUUUGCAAGAUGUAAAUCGAACACACAAGGCCAAUUUUGUCGUGCACCAUCUCUACCAACUACCCUCGAAUUUGAAGAAUUUCAAGAUGAUGAGAGUGACUUUCGCAUGGGCAAGUUAAUUAGGCAAGCUUCUCUAAUCCAUUCUGACAUGUUGCCUCCUAGACAUACUUCUUCAAAGGCUAUGGCACAAAGUUGUAGCAAGCCAAGAAAUCAACCAGGUCGAAAGAAACCAGGAUUAAAAAACCUUAACAUGGAGGGGCUGGAACAGAUGAGAAAACAAUACCCAGCUAGUCAAAUUAAGAAGAGUAAAAGCUUAACUGAUCUUGAGUUUGAAGAAGUUCAAGGAUUCAAGGAUUUGGGAUUCAAUCUCGACGUGGUACAAGACUUGAAUCCAAGUGUAGUUAGCAUACUCCCAGGUUUGAAAGAGAAGAAGCGAGUCAAAUCAGCAGAAGAAAAUAUGAGGAGGCAAUUUCUUUCUGAGGUGUGGAUGGCACAAAGCUCAUCAUCUUCUUCAAGCGAAAGGUCAACAGAAGACAUGAAGAAGCAGAUCAAAUUCUGGGCUAGAGCCGUGGCAUCUAAUGUGCGCCAGGAGUGCUGA
Fraxinus pennsylvanica is the source of this 636-nucleotide messenger RNA. Lineage: Eukaryota; Viridiplantae; Streptophyta; Magnoliopsida; Lamiales; Oleaceae. The record is from the annotation of a GenBank genome assembly.